Molecule: messenger RNA, 1078 nt
Organism: Oxyura jamaicensis (ruddy duck)
Lineage: Eukaryota; Metazoa; Chordata; Aves; Anseriformes; Anatidae
Gene: EFCAB10
Product: EF-hand calcium binding domain 10
Exons: 5
Coding region: 442-828 (128 amino acids)
Molecular function (GO): calcium ion binding
Source: RefSeq, a predicted model, not a curated record
UUUGCAGGUAGGAGCGGGACUUUUCUGUGGGAUCUUGUAAAACCCUGUUGGAAAUGGUGCGUGUCUGGGAUGCCGCGGUUACAUGCUCUGAGGGGUUUGCCUUCUGCUGCACCAUUCUCUUAACAAACAUCACGCAGAGGUGUACCGCAGCUUACCAAGCACAGCAGACAGACGACAAAGCCGUUUUCCCGUAGUUUUGCUGUCUAACGAUGGGAUGUUCUCGCUGGCAGGCCGCCGCUUUCAGCCCUCCGCCCUGAGGCGGCGCCGUCCUCCCGCCUUCACCGCGGCUGACUGAAGCCGCGCGGGGGCCCCGGCGGCGGGCAACGGAGGGCAAAACCCCCAAAGGUGGCGGCUGGGCGGCUUCUUUCUCGAAGCUUCUCCCCCUCAGGGCCAACGGUUUUAACGGGCGGCGGGUGCGAGGCCUCCCCUGGCAACGGCGAGAUGGCGGCGGGCGAGCAGGGGGGCCGCGACUACCUGGAGCGCCACGGGAUCCCCGAGCUGCUCCGCCGCCUCAGCGCCCUGCUGCUCUACCACCAGCCCGAAAGACCUCGCCAGUUCCUUGUCCAGGUGCUGGAAAGAGUGAAGGCCGGCAGGCAAGGUGAGGGGGGGUACCCGUGCCUGAUGGAUGAGUCCAACCUGGUUGCCAUGUUCCAGAUGCUGGAUGUUGCAGACCUGGGCUACAUCACGCCUGUGCAGUACCGAGAAGCUCUGAAAACUUUGGGACUGAGCACAGACAACCUGCACACUGGUGAUGAUGUGAACGUCACACUAGACACAUUCAAGGAAGAAGUGAAGAAAAGGUUGCUGGAGAUCUGGGCUGUGUAUUAGAUGGAAGAGUGGUAUGCUUAAUAUAUUAAAAAUAGGCAUUUUACUCUAUGCUUUUGCUGCUGUGUCAGCUGUGAACAACUGAUUUGAAACAGUACUCUCUUCUUUUUCCCUCUCUUCCCUGUAUUAGCAAUCAGCUGGAAAGGACAAAUGACAAAAAUUUGUUUACAUUUCCCAGGGACUGGAAGGGUAUCUUUGGAGAACUGCCUUUCUUCGUAAGAUUAUUUUAUUAAAAAUAAGUAGAAACCUCUUU